Messenger RNA from Hippocampus zosterae (dwarf seahorse), 10869 nucleotides. RefSeq names its product dmX-like protein 1 (gene dmxl1). Gene Ontology annotation, molecular function: protein binding. Gene Ontology annotation, biological process: vacuolar acidification. Lineage: Eukaryota; Metazoa; Chordata; Actinopteri; Syngnathiformes; Syngnathidae. Bases 467 to 9715 code for a protein of 3082 amino acids. The transcript is spliced from 51 exons. The record is from RefSeq and is a predicted model, not a curated record. Gene Ontology annotation, cellular component: RAVE complex.
UACAAGUCCCACGAUGCACUACGCCGACACGGUCGCUAUCAUGACGCAUCUUCAACAUAGCCUCAGCUGAUGAAGCUUUCUAUUUGCUAACAUUUAGGAGGCAAGCUCCUUGUGGUUUAGCGUUGGAGAAGUAGCAGCAUUUGAGGCAACCGGGGCUUUUCGAAAGCUGAAUAUGUGUCAGAUGUGCUGUGAAGCUGCCUUUGUUACGGUUAGUAGUAAACGAGAGCUUACAGGGGCUAGUCCGCUAAGGCUAGCUAAGUGAGUGGACCGAAUCGGUACCAGUUCGAACCUCUUGCUUGGAUAGCGAAACUCGACCUUAAUUCCAACGCUGCCCCGGCGAGGAGGCAUUGACAGUGGAGCUAACAUCAGCGGAACAUUGUCUGAAAGUGAGACACAAGAUUUUUGGCCACAGAAGAAGAUGGAGACUGUUGGGAAAAAGUAGGAGGAAGGAGCAUUCAUCAGGGUCAUGAAUCUUCAUCAGGUCCUCACAGGGGCAGUUAACCCCGGGGACAAUUGUUUCUCUGUAGGGAGCAUCAACAACGUACCAUUCACAGCCUAUGCUUCUGGUUGUGACGUGGUCAUUUUGGGCAGUGACUUUGAACGAGUGCAGAUCAUCCCAGGGGCCAAACAUGGAAACAUCCAGGUGGGAUGUGUCGACUGCUCACUGCAGGGAGGGCAGAUUGCAGCUUCCUAUGGAAGUAUCGUAUGCAUUUUUGAGCCAGUUCAGCAUCCUGAUCAAAAAGACACAUCACUGACAAAGUUGAACUGUCAAUGGCAGAAGACUGGCCAGAUUGUUUUGCAGUCUGUGGUGCGUAACCUGGCAUGGCACCCCAAAGGGAGCAUGCUUUUAACAGGCUCCACUUGCCUGCAGUUGUGGUCUCAUUUUGAUGAUGAUGCUGAAGGAGGACAGCGGGCAGAAAUAAGAGACUGUCACUGUGCUUGGAAGUGUAUCUGGCAAAGCAAGACGGCCUCUCCAGUCAGUUUAAUGAAGUUUUCUCCGGAUGGAGAAUUCUUUGCUACGGCUGGCCAGAAUGACUGCCUUGUGAAGGUGUGGUACAGCACUAAUAAGUGGAAGUCUGGAAGUGUCAUACUUUUCACACCUUCAGAAUCCAACGUCAACUCCCAGGCAGAGAUAGCCUUUUCCUUUGUGUACCUGGCCCAUCCGCGUUCUGUUAUUGGCUUUUCCUGGAGGAAGACCAGCAAGUACAUGCCACGCGGUUCAGUGUGUAAUGUCCUGCUCACCAGCUGUAAGGACAGUGUGUGUCGGCUCUGGGCCGAGACACUGUUGCCGGGGGACAGCCUCCUGUCGGGCCACCUUGGUCACCAACAAAGCGACGUUCUGAGAUCUGCAAGCUCUUCCAGGAUUUGCAAUGGGAGAUCACAAGCAGGAGCACUCCAGGAACCUCAUUUUUAUCCGGAUGCACCACAGCCCUCACACACUGGCGGCCUGUCCCACAACCAAAGCCGACACAACAGCCACAAGAAGAGCAGCAGCAACCUUUCCCACGCCAACGCGCUCUGUCACUUUCACAUAGCGGCCAGCAUCAACCCUGCAACAGACAUUCCACUGCUCCCCUCCAUAUCAUCCCUGAGUGCUGGGGAGGAUGCGGAACCCGGAGGUCUUUUCACCGUUCACUGGCUAAACAACAAAGAGCUUCACUUCACGUUAGCUAUGGAAGUCUUCCUGCAGCAGUUUCGCAGCAGCCUGGAGCAACAAAACGAUUGCCCUCAGGAAGAUUCCAAUAAUGAGGAUAACUCUGAAGAUGAAGUGACCAGCAGACCAAGUGGCCCUCAAGGACCCGAUGUCGCAGAGCUCCCCCUGGCAGCAGUGGAGCACCAAGUGGAUGUGCUUUUGGACGAGUGGAACAAAGGGGCAGACAUGCUGUUCAGCAUCCAUCCAACAGACGGCUCCCUGUUGGUCUGGAAUGUGGAUUGGCUGGAUGAAUAUCAUCCCCGAAUGUUUCGCCAAGCUCAGGUGUCGUUUGUGUCCCGUAUCCCUGUGGCUUUUCCUGCAGGGGAUGCCAUCUCUCUCAGUCACAGUGUGGUCAUGUAUGCUUGCAACAAGAAUGUAGAUUUGGCCAUCCAACAUGGGAGACAACGACCACCUGGGAACACGUUGCCCCAAACCAAAUCUGCACUUAUUAGUUAUGGCUGUCAAGUGAAAGUGGCACCAUGCAGCAGUCUUCGGUUGAGCAUUUUCACCCCCAACGUGCUUAUGAUAUCCAAGCAUGAUGACGGCUCCCUCAACCAGUGGGGUGUGAGUUUUGCGGAAGACUCUGCUUUCUCCACGGUGCUCAGCGUGUCUCACAAGUCAAGGUACUGCGGCCACCGGUUCCACCUAAACGACCUGGCCUGCCACUCUCUGCUGCCUCUGCUCCUCACCACCUCACACCACAAUGCAUUGAGGACCCCUGAGGUGGACAACAUCCUCGCCCCGCCAGAGGUCUUCUCUGGUUGCCACGGCUCACGGCCCAGCCGGUUGUCCUUGGGCAGCGUUUCGCAGGAUCCAAAUGCAAUCUACAGUGAGCUGAUUUUGUGGAGGGUCGACCCAGUGGGGCCGCUGUCCUUGUCCGGCGGAGUGUCUGAGUUGGCUCGGAUAAAUUCUCUUCAUGCCUCAGCUUUUGCUAAUGUAGCCUGGUUGCCCACACUCAUCCCCUGCAGCUGUUUAGGCGCUUACUGUAACUCUCCCAGCGCCUGCUUCGUCGCAAGUGACGGCCACUCACUCAGGCUUUAUCAGGCCGUUAUUGAAGCCAAGAAACUCCUCAGCGAGCUCUCCAAUCCUGAGAUAUCAAAAUAUGUUGGCGAGGUGUUCAACAUCGUCAGUCAGCAGUCGACUGCGAAACCAGGUUGUAUCAUUGAGCUGGACGCUGUGACUGACUUUCAGGGAAAGGAGACACAGCUCCUGCAUGUUUUUGAAGAGGAUCUGAUACUCGGCAGUGGGACACCUGACAGUUCACAGGAAAUGACAGAUUCAUCGCAUUGCUCUGCCCAGAACAAGCCCACCUUCGCUGCAAGUUUUUUUCUUGUAGUUGUUGAAUUAACCCCAAGUGGCCAGUCCCUCCUACAGAUGUGGCAUCUUCAUCUCGCGGCAAAACCUGUCACCAUGGCAGAUGAGACUUUCUCCCCACGAGACACCCCCACAGCUGCUUCAAACGGCCACUCUCCGUUUAACUUUGAUCCCUUCAGUUCGCCAAUAAUUCAGAAGAGUAAACCCUGCACAUCCAAUCUGCAGAGUGCAUGUCGCCUCGGCCUCACGACCCAGCGUCUGUACAGCCAAGAAUUGCCUCUACCAGCCGGGGUAGAGGCCAUCAGCGUUACACCCUCAGCAGGUCAUCUCAGUGCUUCGUGUUCCCUGCCAGCUGGCCGUGUGCCAUACCUCAUUGCGACUUCCUGUUCUGACGGAAAGGUGCGCUUCUGGAGGUGUAACGCCACGACAUCCGAGACUUGCGGUAAUGCCAAGCUGGUGUAUCAGUGGGAGGAGUGGCCUCUUCUUGUGGAAGAUAGGCUUCCAAACUGCAGUGCCGUGAGCGUCCCAGGUCGUCCCGUUCAGGUCAGCUGCUGUCACGCCGGACGAAUGGCAGUCGCCUACAGGCAGACGACGCCAGACACACCUCUGAACUUGACACCUCAGCUAAGCUCUCACACGCUGAUGACUGUCCCUCCUACGCUGGCUUCUUCACCUUAUUUGUACCGCAACAACAUAAGCCAUCACGUCACUCCUACCGUGACUGUGCAGCACAGCCCAAAUGUGUAUCCGGCCCUUUCCUUAGCAAGCGCCAGAGACCAGCUGGUCUACAUUGCCAUCUUCCAGUGUGAAUCUACAGGUGGUUCACAAUGGAUUCUAGAACAAACUAUUGUCUUGGAUAAAGCAGAUCCUAACAGCACCACAUCUCCAUGUGGCAACAUAGACUUGACUUUGCCCAAUGAGCACUGCCUUGGUUCUACUCAUAAGAGUUUGGUUCACUUGGACUGGGUGUCCCAAGAGGAUGGGUCACAUGUUUUGACUGUCGGCAUAGGUACAAAGAUUUACAUGUUUGGACGUCUGUCUGGAAAGCCUCCUGAACUUUGCCUGACAUCCGAUGGCAGCCGAGAUCAAAGCUUGUCCCGCCUAGUUCUGCUUCGAUCUGUUGACCUCGUCUCUUCUGUUGAAGGCUCACCGCCCAUCCCAGUCUCCCUCUCCUGGGUGCGUGAUGGUAUCUUGGUAGUAGGUAUGGACUGUGAGAUGCACGUCUACUCCCAAUGGCAGCCCCCAGCACCUCCCAAGCCCAAUGCUGCCAUUCCCCAGGACACAGACAUCUGCAGCAGUGUGUCCUCCAUUGUCUCAGCCGUGAGACAAAGCCAAGAAGACGGGCUCACUCUUGGGCCUCCCACUUCUUUACUAGCCCCUCCUAAAAAAGCCCUCACAAGGUCAAUGAUGAGCCUGGCUCAGAAGCUCAGCGGCAAGAGAACGUUCUAUGACCUUCCCUUGGAGAUGGAAGAUUCUGGACUCUUUGAAGCAGCUCACCAGCUUUUUCCCACACUGCCACAGUACCACCCGGUACAAUUACUGGAACUCAUGGAUCUAGGAAAAGUUCACCGUGCCAAAGCCAUCCUCUCCCACCUGGUCAAAUGCAUCGCUGGGGAAAUCGUGCCUCUUAAAGACAACACCUCCAACCCAGAGAAACGGAUACGCUCUCGAACUAUCAGUGCAGGAGGGAGCACGGCCAGGGAAAGGAAGAUGUUUGGCAAAGAUGAGAAUUCCACACCGGAUUACACAGAAAUCAGCUCUAUUCCUCCUCUUCCUCUCUAUGCCCUUCUUGCAGCUGAUGAGGAGACACCUCCAAAACCUGAAAAAGUGGGCAGUGUAAGCGGUGAUAGCGGGCAUGGAUCCGGUCACACAGAUGCUUACGAUGAGUUGUUUCACACGCCCAGCAUUGCGGACUUGGAUCCUCUGGGGCAGGAUGAGCAAGAAGAAGCUGGGAAUAAGGUAAUUGACCUGUCCCAGUACAGCCCCACAUACUUUGGUCCAGAGCAUGCCCAAAUUCUGUCCAGUCAUCUCUUGCACUCCAGUUUACCAGGCCUAACUCGCAUGGAGCAGAUGUCUCUCAUGGCACUGGCUGACACAAUUGCAACCACCAGCACAGACCUGAAAUAUAGCCAGGACCACAGCAAAGGUGGCGAGACACUGGAUGACUGUGGCCUUAAGUUUUUGCUUGCUGUCAGACUUCACACCUUCCUCUCUACCUCUCUGCCGCCAGCCCACCGAGCACAGCUGCUGCGGCAAGGCCUGUCGACGUGUCACUAUGCCUGGGCUUUCCACUCUGAAGCUGAAGAGGAGCUGCUUCACAUGCUGCCUGCCCUCCACCAGGGAGAGCCCACCUGGCCUGAGCUACGCUCUAUGGGUGUGGGCUGGUGGCUUAGGAGUCCCAACAAGCUUCGCAGAUGCAUUGAGAAGGUUGCUAAAGCCACUUUUCAGCGAAGUAAUGAUCCUCUGGAUGUAGCCAUAUUUUACCUGGCAAUGAAGAAGAAGGCAUUGGUCUGGGGGCUGUACAGAUCACAGAACAAUGCCAGGAUGACUGAAUUUUUCCGCAACAACUUCAGUGAAGACCGAUGGAGGAAAGCAGCUCUGAAAAAUGCCUUUUCUCUUUUGGGAAAGCAGCGAUUUCAUCAUUCAGCAGCCUUCUUCCUUUUAGCUGGCUCCCUUAAGGAUGCAGUAGAGGUGUGUUUAGAGAAACUGCAGGACCUUCAACUGGCUCUUGUGAUAUCCAGAUUAUACGAGUCAGAGUUUGAGACCGCAUCCACCUACAAAAAGAUCCUCCAGAGACAUGUGCUGGGACAUGAUAAGCAGAUACCAUUGCACCCGGAUCCAUUCUUGCGCAGCAUGGCCCACUGGGUGCUGGAGGACUACAGCAAAGCUUUGGACACUCUGCUGGAACAGACUCCCAGUAAAGCAAAGUCAGGGUCCAGUGAUACCGGUUCCGCAUCCUCAAGCAACGCCGAGGUUUUCAACUUCUACACCUUCCUCUGUACCCACCCGCUCCUCCUCCGUCGCCAUUUCGGCUCCUCUGACAAGGCGAAAGUCGGCCUGACUGCCGAGGGUCGCAGGGCUGAUUCUAUUAGCCUGGAUGAGAGGAGGCUCUUUUUCACUGCGGCGUAUGCUCACCUGCAAGCAGGCUGCCCAAUGCUAGCGCUUGAAGUCCUCUCCAAAAUGCCCAAAGUCCGCAAAAGUUCUAAAUUCACACAGGAGUCCCCCGAUCUCAGCGCCGGGAGUAAGAACGGGCCAACAUCAGACCAGGACUGGUCUGAGCCUGCGCUGAAUGGCUAUGAGUCAGGCGGUGGCAGUUUAUCAAAUAGUCGGUCGGAUUCAGUAUUGAGUUUUGACUGGAGCCAGCCAUCACUCACUCAUCCAGAUGAGCCACUGGAGUUGAAGUGGGACAGCGACAAAGAUGACAAAGAUGACGACAACGAUGAUGAGGAGGAAAGUGAAAGUGGGAAAAGCGGUAGAACUCUACACAACAGCAAUGUGUUCCACGACAUGCGGGACAGCAUGUUGCCUGCAAUGGAGGCGGUGAUCAGCGAGGACAGUGAGGACGGCGGUGACUUUAUCCACCCUCCUGAUGAUGUCUUUGCCGCACAGCUCAAGUUUACUGCCUGCUUGAAGAUUUUGACCAAUGAGCUGAGAACACUUUCAACAGGGUAUGAACUGGACGGAGGAAAACUACGUUACCAGCUCUACCAGUGGCUGGAAAGAGAGGUGGUGACUCUCCAACAAUGUUGCAGUUACAAGCCAUGUCUUCCAGAGAUGUCUACCCUAGAAGAUGCACAUAUCGCUGGGUUGGUGGAAAAUGAACUGCCUGCAAGCCCUUCCAGUGACAGACAAAGGAGCAGGAGACACUGGCUGAAGAGUAACCAGCCCUUACUGAGGAUGUUUCUGAGCUACUGCAGCUUGUACGGCUCACACGGUGGAGGACUGGCAUCUGUUCGCAUGGAGCUCAUUUUACUGCUUCAAGAAUCACACCAGGACAACUGCAGCGCAUCAGCUGCGGCGACAUGCUCACAGCACACUUCAUUCCCGCUCCUGAUGGCUUGUACAGCCAACGUGAAGACCGUGGUGGCUAAUCCCAUUGUCUACCUGACCAAUCUGACACACGACAUCCUCCAGACCAUCAAUGCGCUCAACUCUCCUCCACAUCCAGAUAUCGUUAACAAUGAGAUAUAUGUAAUGCACACUUUGGCUGCAUCCUUGUCUGCCUGUAUAUAUCAGUGUCUAUGUGACGGACACUAUAGUCACAUGAACAACUUCACAGGAAUGGUGUAUCAGAGCAUUUUGCUCUCUCAGAAGCAACAAGCAAGAGUCCCCAGCACGGAUGGCUCCAUUCAGCCAAACACUUCUCCUGCACAGUGGCCGGGUAUCGCCUCAAUGAUCCGUCUGUUGAGCUCAGCGGGUGAUGAGAGUCAGCCGGGCCUCGCCGUGCUGCUCUGUGAGAUUCUGACAGCUGUUUACCUCAGCCUCUUUGCUCACGGCAUGGCCACUCACUCAAGCAACGAGCUCUUUCGGAUCAUGGCCCACCCUCUCAGCAGCAACCUCUGGGUGACGGUGUUCGGGGGAGGCGCACGAACCCCCGUCAUUGAGAAAGCCAGCAGUCCAGCGAAAACUCCCCCGCCAGCUUCACCAGGAACAGACGUCUCUGAUAAAAAGCCCAGACGGUUCCGGCUGCUCUCGUCACGCAGCGGAUCGAAGGAAGAAUCCAGUAUAGAGAAGGAGCCCCCUUCCAGCCCCAAGCCCGAACCUGUGGUGGACCAUGAAGCCGCUUCCAUUUUCAAAGAAUGUUUUGUCCCACCAGAGCUCAGCAUUUGGGAUUACUUCAUCGCUAAACCAUUCCUGCCACCGUCGGAAAACAGAGUUCAAUACGACUCAGAGGAGAGCCAAGGCAGUGAAGAUGAAGAAGAGGACGAGGAUGACUAUGAUAAUAUAUUUGACCCCAACUCACCUCAAAAAGAACACACCAACUACAAUUCAUACAGUUGGUGUUUAAUGCGCUUGGCAAUGGUUCAGCUGGUGCUAGUCAACCUCAAGUCCUUCUACCCCAUGGCAGGAUAUGAUCUUUUGGACUUGCCCGGGGCCUCCCCGCUGUGUCACAGUGUGCUGAAGACGCUGCAGCGCUGGGAGCAGGUGCUGCAGAAAAGACUGGAACUCUUUGGAGGUCCUCCCUCUAAGUAUAUCACCACACAGUUCCAAGAGGAAGCCGUCACGCCAGGCCCUGCCCUACUCAAGCACAAGGCACUGUUUGAACCGUCCAAUACCCCAUUCAGGACGAGCCGCCAUUCAGCGCUCCCUGUCAAGCGCCUUUGGCAGUUCUUAGUGAAGCAAGAUGAAGUGCAGGAGACGUUCAUUAAAAACAUCUUCACCAAGAAACAUGACGCUGGCGAGUUGGUUGAAGACCAGACUGACAUGAAAUAUUCAGGGAUGGACGAGACAGGAAACCAUCAGACUGAGUCAGAUCUGGGCUGCCCUGGGGGGAAAGCCCGCAUCAUUCACAAGGAGUCAGACAUCAUCACGGCUUUUGCCAUCAACAAGGCAAAUCGUAAUUGCUUAGUCAUGGCCUCUACACAUGACAUUCAGGAGUUGGAUGUGUCGUCUAUUUUGGCCACACAGAUCUUGACGUGGAUCGAUGACGAGGAGGUUGAGGCGAAAGGAGUGGGCACGGAUGAUUUCCUCGUAAUCCACGCGCAUGAUGACUUUGUCACCCUGCACGGCACCACGCCGUACACUCGGAGCAGUCCCGGCACGCCCAUCAACAUGCCUUGGCUAGGAGGCCAUCAGACGGGGCGGGGAGCUUCGGUGAUGAUCAAGAGAAAUAUCAACAAUGUGAGAAGAAUGACCUCACAUCCCACGCUGCCGUACUACUUGACAGGGGCUCAAGACGGGAGCGUGAGGAUGUUCGAGUGGGGUCACUCUCAGCAGAUCAUCUGCUUCAGAAGUCCAGGCAACUCCAGAGUGACCAGGAUUCGAUUCAACCAUCAAGGAAAUAAGUUUGGGAUCGUGGAUGCCGAUGGCGCUUUGAGCCUCUGGCAGACCAACACAAGCGGUGCCGCUCCCAAACCUUAUCUGACUCUGCAGUGCCACAACAAGACGGCUCAUGAUUUUGUCUUUGUGGGCUCCUCCUCCCUCAUUGCCACUGCGGGUCUGUCCACAGACAACCGGAAUGUGUGUCUGUGGGACACGUUGGUGACUCCUAUUAACAGCCUUGUACACGCCUUCUUCUGCCACGAGUCGGGCGCCACCGUGCUGCUAAUGGCGCCCAGGCAGCAGUUGCUGAUCACGGGCGGGAGGAAGGGCUGGAUCAGCGUUCUGGAGCUCCCUCAUCGACACCAGCGGCAGAGCUUCCAGGCCCACGACUCGCCCGUCAAAGCGCUCGCAGUCAACCCGACCGAGGACUGCUUCAUCAGCGGCUCCGCCGAAGGCAGCCUCAAGGUGUGGAACCUGGCCACGCAGUGCCUGCUCUACUGCUUCCCCAACGAACACGCUCGGCAGUCGCUCUUCCGCAACCUGGGCACGGGCGUCAUGCAGGUGGAGGUGGGGCCGGCCAAUCACGUCUUCUCUUGCGGCGCCGACGGCACCAUGAAAAUGAGGAUCCUUCCCAACCGCUUCAGCGCUAAUAAUAACACCACCACCACCAGCCCCCAACAGCAUCACCAUGGCAACCUUAAGAGUGAUGUUAAGUUCAUCUUGUAGACAAGGACUGCGGAGAUGUUUCACCGAUAUCGUCAGAAACUCACAGUGGUCACAGCGUGUUUUUUUUUUUUGUUUUUUGUGCCCAAGUUGAGAUUUGUCUGCAGAGGCAAGAGGUAAGAGAAUCUCCUCCCCGUUACACGGGUUGAUUGGAAACGUUGGACGAUAAGCAAGCAUCCAAGCACACUGGAUCUGGAUGUCCAUUCCCGAUGGAAACGUUGACUUUGAAUGCGCACCUGAGCUGAGAUAAAUACCACUUGUGUCAUUUGUUGCAGUUUAAAGUCGGGAACAAGGUGAGGUCUGUGGCCGCCUGUGAAAAGACUAGAGUAGCUGCAGGCAGGUUCGAGGUAAGGCAAGUUGUGUCUCCGAUCUUUCCGGUUCGCUUGCGUCGAAACUUAGCUCAGUCACACGAGGCGUAUCAGACGACGCUGGUAAGACAUCAUCAGAAAUGGUCUCUCUUUUUGCACAUAACGGAGACACUGAAUUACACGACUCGCAAAAAAAGGUUGGGAUAUUAGGAUUGAAACGAACAGUUGGAAAUGUGCGAUCAAAGGUUGAGAGGUCAAAUUAAGUUGACCUGUCCAGCUCAGUGUGCAUAUCAGGUUCAUCCUUAAAUUCACACUUUUUGUGAGCCGUGUAAAAUGUCAAUAAAGCAGUUGAAUAGAAUGUAAAUAUGACGCCAUGUACAGCACAGUAGACAGAUCUGUAUUCAUCGCCAAUUGUAUGAAGUGUCCUUAAUCUUUGGCUACUAACUAGCUAUAGUGGUCUAUAUUCUUCGUAUAAAAUUGCACAAAAUGUAGCUUUAAUUUAACCCGUGCCCUCUUUGAAAUGGGCGCACCCUUUUUCCUAUUUUUGGGGAGGUACAGGGGGGCUGCUGUUGCUGCUGUUAUUCUCCGAAUAAGCUCAAAAGAAGUGUUGUGGGUGAGCAGGUUUUAAAUGUUGAUUUGUACAGAUGUUUUAUUCCAAUAACAGCACAAUUUCUGCUACUAAAUGUCAUUCAUUCUGGAUACUUUGAAUUAAAAUUGUUUUUUUUUUGUUGUUGUUUUCCCAACUAUUUAAAUUCUUCUUAAUCACCUGAGAGUUUGUUCUCCUGAAGGAACAAAACGCGCGCUAGUUUUGACUUCCUGGAAGAUGACAUUAUACCACACUGAAAAGAG